AAAAAGGCCCUAUAAUCCUCCCCCCACCCUUUCUGGUUAAAGCACGGCCCGUAGCGCGACCGUGAGAGAAAGUUUAAAAGCGGGCGGUUUCCUCCCCGCGUAGCCCGAGGACUGGUGGGGGUAUCUUAUCGUCCGUCUGCGCUCGGAGAAAGGUGGGGGUAACAAGCCGCCCUCUGGGGUCGAGAACACCGUGGCGCUUACCCCACCCUUCCACGGGGAGACGAAGACUUUCCAGAGAAGUCUUGGGAGUGAGCAGCAGUCAUAAAGAUCAUCAGAUAAUCAUUUCCUCAUCACCACUAGGUUAAAAAAAAAAACCAUGACUGAAUCUGCCUCUAGCACAAGUGGGCAAGAGUUUGAUGUAUUCAGUGUUAUGGACUGGAAAGAUGGAGUGGGUACAUUGCCAGGAAGUGACUUAAAGUUUCGAGUAAAUGAGUUUGGAGCCCUGGAAGUUAUAACAGAUGAGAGCGAGAUGGAAAAUGUUAAAAAAGCAACAGCUACUACGACUUGGAUGGUACCAACUGCUCAAGAAGCCCCGACCUCUCCCCCGAGCUCCAGGCCCGUAUUUCCACCUGCCUACUGGACAUCUCCACCUGGAUGUCCCACAGUUUUUUCGGAGAAGACGGGGAUGCCUUUCAGGUUGAAGGAGCCAGGGAAAGUAGAAGGGCUUCCGUUCUGUGAGAACUGUUGUCAGUACGGCAACGUAGAUGAGUGUCUUUCUGCAGGGAACUUUUGCAGCCAAAAUUGUACUCGGCAUGUCAAAGACAACAGAGAUCAGAAGGAAGAAAGGGACAUAGGAGAAGACAACGAGGAAGAAGACGCUAAGUGUAGUCGGAAGAAAAAACCAAAACUUUCUCUGAAAGCUGAUUCCAAGGAGGAUGGAGAAGAGAGAGAUGAUGAAAUGGAGAACAAACAGGAUGGAAGAAUCCUGAGGGGUUCGCAGAGAGCCCGAAGGAAAAGACGAGGUGAUUCGGCUGUAUUAAAGCAGAGUCUGCCUCCUAAAGGAAAGAAAGCCUGGUGCUGGGCAUCCUACCUGGAAGAGGAGAAGGCGGUGGCAGUGCCAGCAAAGCUGUUCAAAGAGUAUCAGUCCUUCCCAUAUAACAAAAACGGGUUUAAAGUCGGCAUGAAGUUAGAAGGCGUGGACCCUGAGCAUCAGUCCGUGUACUGCGUCCUAACUGUGGCUGAGGUGUGUGGAUACCGGGUAAAGUUGCACUUUGACGGAUAUUCAGAUUGCUAUGACUUCUGGGUAAAUGCAGACGCUCUGGACAUUCACCCAGUUGGGUGGUGUGAGAAAACUGGCCAUAAGCUCCAUCCUCCCAAAGGUUAUAAAGAAGAAGAAUUUAAUUGGCAGACUUAUCUGAAGACAUGCAAAGCUCAAGCUGCUCCCAAAUCAUUGUUUGAGAAUCAGAAUAUAACAGUGAUCCCAUCAGGCUUUCGAGUUGGAAUGAAGCUUGAAGCUGUAGACAAAAAGAACCCUGCAUUUAUCUGUGUUGCUACGGUAACAGAUAUGGUGGACAAUCGUUUCCUGGUACAUUUUGACAACUGGGAUGAGAGCUAUGACUAUUGGUGUGAAGCAUCUAGCCCACACAUUCAUCCAGUCGGCUGGUGUAAAGAACAUCGAAGAACGCUCAUCACUCCUCCAGGUUAUCCAAAUGUGAAGCAUUUUUCUUGGGAUAAAUACUUAGAAGAAACCAAUUCUUUACCUGCUCCUGCAAGAGCUUUCAAAGUGAAACCUCCACACGGAUUCCAGAAAAAAAUGAAGCUGGAGGCUGUAGACAAAAGAAACCCCAUGUUUAUUAGAGUGGCAACAGUUGCAGACACAGACGAUCACCGAAUAAAAGUUCACUUUGAUGGCUGGAACAACUGGUAUGAUUACUGGAUGGAGGCCGACUCCCCCGACAUCCACCCCGUGGGCUGGUGCUCGAAAACCGGGCAUCCUCUUCAGCCCCCUCUGAGCCCCUUAGAAUUAAUGGAAGCUUCAGAACAUGGUGGAUGCUCCACCCCGGGAUGUAAAGGGAUCGGUCACUUUAAGAGAGCAAGAAACCUGGGCCCUCAGAGUGCUGCCAACUGUCCCUACUCAGAAGUCAAUUUAAAUAAAGACCGAAUUUUCCCCGACCGCCUAAGUGGGGAGAUGCCUCCGGCUAGUCCAUCAUUUCCGAGAAGUAAAAGAAUGGAUACAAAUGAAGUCUCUUCAUCCCCUGAAAUCAGAGACCAGCAUGCUGAUGAUGUCAAAGAAGACCUUGAAGAGAGAACAGAAAAUGAAGUGAAGACACCACAUGAAGCCAGAGGUGCCCGGGAAGAGCCCAGCGUCCAGCAGGCACAGCGUCGGUCAGCUGUCUUUCUGUCCUUUAAGUCCCCAAUUCCAUGUCUGCCCUUGCGCUGGGAGCAGCAGAGCAAACUCCUGCCAACUGUAGCUGGAAUCCCUGCCAGCAAAGUGUCCAAAUGGAGCACGGACGAGGUAUCAGAAUUCAUCCAGAGCUUACCUGGGUGUGAAGAACAUGGAAAGGUAUUUAAGGAUGAACAAAUUGAUGGAGAAGCGUUUCUGCUUAUGACACAGACAGACAUUGUUAAAAUUAUGAGCAUUAAGCUGGGCCCUGCUCUCAAAAUUUUCAAUUCUAUCCUGAUGUUCAAGGCUGCAGAGAAGAACUCUCACAAUGAACUUUGAAAGUGGUGAAUUUUGAGUACCAUCAGCUUUCUGCUUUAAAGCUCAUGUUUUAUUCAAAGCACAAGGACAAUUAUAACUCCUAAGUGAGAAGUCUCCAAAACUCAACAGAGCAAUGCGAUCAGAUUAUUUAUAUUCCUCCAGAGACAAUAUGAAUUCUUACGAAAGUGCUUGAGCUUUUAACCAGGUACUGUCUAACAACAGUCAUCUUUCGGUUCUGUUCACUGAGCUAAAUUGAUCUUUGUAAAUCUUUUUGAGGCUAGGGGGUGGGAGGUGAAGGGGAACUUCAUUAUUUAUGGUUAAUGGGACAGAGUAUGAACUUUUGGCAUUUUGUAAACAUUGAUGAAUUCUCUUUCAUGUACACUGUUUCUUUUUCAGUAUUUUCAGGAAUCUUUUUAUAUAAUCAAAUUUCAACCUAAACCAAAAUAGUCAAAACCUGGCUAAGUUUAGCCAGUGGGUUGGUUAUCUGUAUUAUUAAUUCUGUGCCAUAUUUUGAAUUGCAACAUUAUGCCAAGUAUAACUUUGCAAAUCAUGAUAUUGCCUAACUGCUUGUCAUCGUUUGUUGAGGCCGAAUAGUUGUAAAAAUUACUUUUCUUUAAAUCUAUGUUUUUGCUUUUGCACGUAUUAUGAAAUGUUAAACAAAUUACUUUCACCAGCAUCUUUAUUAUAAUUACCAAAAAUGUGUAUAUAAAUAAUGGAACUGAAAAAAUAUAUGAACAUAAGUAAACUAGGUGAUGUAUUUAAGUGGCACCAGUCUCAGACACUCUGAUGCCCUGCGUGUGUUGGACUCUUGUGGAGUCCAGCGAUAUCAUGGAAUAUGCAGUUAACGUGAGUGGGGGAGGUGUUUGUAAGGAUCUUAAACUGUUUAUGAGAUUAUCUUGAGCCUCUCUAAUUGUUUGAGAUAAUGGGUGAUUUUCAGAGAUCAGUGAAGGGCUUGUCCUGUUCAUAGAAACACUAAUCCAUCAAGAGCUCUGUCUCCAAUCUUGCUCUGCUCUGCAAACCCAAAGGUUCUGCAGGGCUGGCUGAAGAGAGAGUGUAUCAGUGUCACAGAGAAGGCAAGGUGUGAGAGAGCGCCACCAGCAGACACAAAGAUUCUGAGUGCUCACAGAUCAGGGAGGUGACUUCCCAAAACAGUUAUUCAAGAACCUGCAUUGUGGAGAGAUUCCUUUCUCUGUGGGUUCUCCUCAAUGUAUAAGCAUACAGAUGCACUUUAAAUGAAAGCCCUUGAUUUCCCAUAAAAUGAUAGCUGGUAGUGUUUCUUUUGCAAGUGUGCGUUUCUGGCAAAAAGGUAAAUUAUUUUAUUGGCUUUUGGAUGUAAUUUCUAAUUUCAAGACUGAACAUUUAUUGAUGGUCUUUUUUAAAAGUAGGAAGUAAGUUUGCAGCAUGCUGUCUGAAUUCAUGGCAAGGUUCUGUGUGUCUUUAGUUGCUCUGUUUUUCCUGAUGUAGAAUUUCCUUUGAUGUCCCCUUUGGAAGUCUAUUAGCAGCCUUUUGCAUAUGUCAUCAUUAAAGGUAAAUACAGGGUCAGCGACAUCUGCAGUGUUCUGUUCAUUUCUUUGCAUGAGUCUGCUUAAACAAAUUUUUUGUUAGUUUUCAUUCCCUUUUUUUUAAGUUUUGCUAAGAAUUUGUACAUUCAAAUUGCACUUGUUAUAUCUGACAUGAAUGAAAUAAAGUCUUAAUUGC
Artibeus jamaicensis (Jamaican fruit-eating bat) is the source of this 4339-nucleotide messenger RNA. It is a transcript of the gene L3MBTL3, whose product is annotated as L3MBTL histone methyl-lysine binding protein 3. Gene Ontology annotation, molecular function: zinc ion binding; protein binding. Bases 317 to 2662 code for a protein of 781 amino acids. Gene Ontology annotation, biological process: regulation of DNA-templated transcription. Lineage: Eukaryota; Metazoa; Chordata; Mammalia; Chiroptera; Phyllostomidae. The transcript is spliced from 23 exons. The record is from RefSeq and is a predicted model, not a curated record. Gene Ontology annotation, cellular component: nucleus.